Rhagoletis zephyria (snowberry fruit fly) is the source of this 1420-nucleotide messenger RNA. Its product is annotated as sterol O-acyltransferase 1. Gene Ontology annotation, biological process: cholesterol metabolic process. The record is from RefSeq and is a predicted model, not a curated record. Gene Ontology annotation, cellular component: endoplasmic reticulum membrane. Lineage: Eukaryota; Metazoa; Arthropoda; Insecta; Diptera; Tephritidae.
CUAUUACAUAUAUUGUUAUCUUUUUAAUUUUUCAGCUGCAAUGCAGAGUUUCUGGUCACAUUCCUGCCUAAUAACUUACAUCAGUUCCCAGCUAGUUUUUGGUUAUGUAACGUCUGCGCUUUGCCUAAAACUUCAGUUAACUUUUAUAACUUCUUCCAUUUUGCUACUGGAGUCGACUAGACUACUCAUGAAGAUGCACUCCUUCGUACGUACAAACGCUGCGCGCGUUCUCGUUGGUAAACUGAAAUUAGACACCGAUUCUGGGGGAAUACAAAGACCCAAGUCAUCAAUUGCAUUACGUUUGCCAGCAUUCAGCUCCUAUUUAUACUUCCUAUUUGCACCUACGCUCAUCUAUCGCGACAGCUAUCCGCGUACGUCACAUAUUCGAUGGAGAUUCGCUCUAGCGCGAUUUUUGGAAAUCGCGGCCAUUGCAUUCCUGUACAGUUAUUUGUUUGAACGCCACAUUAAGGUUCAAUUCGAGGACUUUGGACGUGAGGAACUACCCAUGCGUUCCUUAAUUAUCAAGUUGCAUGGAAUGUUCUUUCCCAACAACAUAAUCUUUUUGUGUGGUUUCUAUCUUAUUCUACACUCUUGGCUGAAUUUCACUUCUGAAUUGUUGCGUUUCGGUGAUCGCAUGUUUUAUAAGGACUGGUGGACAUCGGCAAACUACAAUGCUUACUACCGCGAUUGGAAUGUAGUGGUGCAUGACUGGCUCUAUGAGUACAUCUACAAGGAUACCUACUAUUACAUUUUCAAAGGCUCCAAGUUGUCUGCAACGAUCGUGGUUUUCUAUACGUCAGCUUUAGUGCACGAGCAUAUUAUUUCAUUUGCAUUAAGACUUUUCUUUCCAGUCCUAUUUUGUUUCUUUGGAGGGCUAGGUAUAAUUAUGAUUAUUAUUACGCGCAAAGUCUCCAAAAGAAUUGGUAAUUUCUUGGUGUGGGCUACUUUGAUCAUCGGCAAUGGUUUGUUGUUUUCGUUAUACAGCAUGGAAUAUUAUGCUCGCCUUAAUUGUCCAAGAACAUAUGACAAGUGGACGGACUAUCUAGUGCCGACUGCGUGGACUUGCUACAACAAAUAAUAUGUACAUAGAUGGAUACAUAUGUUGAGUGGUAAAUGAAGUUUUAUAUAUACAUAUGUAUGUUCUUACCAUAUGUAUGUAUGUUUGUGUACGUACAAUAAUGUAUGUAUGUAUUUAUAUAGAACAUGUACCUGUAAUUAAUAAGUAGUAGUUUUUAUAUUAAGGAUUUCUAGAAUUUAUGUAAGUUAUUUGCAGCAAUUUUGUACUUAUGUCUGCAUGAAGGUACGUUUACUGUAAUUUUUGGCGAUUUUGAAUUCCCUUAUGUAUCUUAAAUACAAACACUUUCAUUAGAAAUUCAGUAUGUACAUAUUUGUCAAAUAAAUCAGAGAAACUCCAGUUUUA